Molecule: messenger RNA, 1144 nt
Organism: Prorocentrum cordatum
Lineage: Eukaryota; Dinophyceae; Prorocentrales; Prorocentraceae
Source: the annotation of a GenBank genome assembly
GAACAUCAAAAUGGUCGUCCAGUUGAUGCAGUCCCUCGCCCUGGAGAUCGAGAGCGACGGCAAGAACGAGCUGGCCUCCUACGACAAGUAUGCGUGUUGGUGCGAGGACACGUUGGCCCGCAAGGCAAAAGACAUCUCGGAGGCGAAGGCGAUGAUCAACGAGCUCCAGGAAGAGAUCGAGAAGUUACAAGGAGAGGUCGCAGCGCAUGCCGCGGAGAUCGCGCACCUCGAGAAGCUCAUCGCCGAGAACAGGGAGUCGCAGCGCGAGGCGACGGAGGUCCGCGCCAACGAGAACGCCGAUUUCGAGAAGGAGAAGACCGAGUCCGAGCAGUGCAUCGGGGCCCUCGAGGCGGCCAUCAGCGUGCUCUCUGGAGCCGGCUCGGGCAAGAAGGGCUUCCUCGAGACCCUGCAGCAGGCUCGCGCGCUCAGCGUGGUGGACGGCGUUCGGGAGGUGCUCAGGAAGGCCAGCUACUCGGCACGGGUCUCGGAGAAGGACCUCGACUUCGCGAGGACAUUCUUCGGCAAGUCCGGGCAGUUCAUGGUCCAGCACGGCGGGGUGUCAGCCGCGCAGACGGGCAACACUCACAAUCCGUUCGGCGACUACGCCCCGCAGUCGGACCGCAUCGUGGGCAUCCUGAAGGGCCUGUACGACACCUUCACGCAAAGCCUCGAGAAGGGCAACGUGGAGGAGGCGGACGCCCAGAAGGCGUUCGAGGAAUUCAUGGCCACCAAGAAGGCCGAGCUGAAGACGCUGGAGGGCACCAAGGAGCAGCAGGAGCUCUCCAAAGCCGAGAAGGCGAAGAAGAUGGCGGAGAGCAAGCUCCUGCGCGCGGACACCCAGGCGCAGCUGAAGGCCGACGAGGAGUUCUUCGCGACCACCCAGGAGGGGUGCAAGGACAAGGCCAAGGAGUGGGGCGAGCGGGUCAGGAUGCGCACCCAGGAGCUCCAGGGCAUCAACAAGGCCGCCGAGAUCCUGAGCUCCCCAGAGGCGCUGGAGACGUUCGCGAACUCCUCCUCCAUCCGAGGGCACUCGCUACGCAGAGAAAGGCCGUGGGCCCGCAUCGCGCCCUCUCCAGCAAGGUGUCGCCGGAGCACUUCGUGGCCCUUCAGAGUCUCGCUCGGAAGUUCCACAGCAGGUCCCUAG